CAAUUCACUCCUUUUAAAUUUAACAAAUUGAUUGCCAAGUGCAACUGUGAAGAAAGAAGGGAAGUUGGUAACUCAGGAAACAGUUCUUAUUCCCUGAGGCCUGGGAAAAGUUCACCCUUGACCCUGGGAGUUAUUAUAGCUGAAGAGAAUCCCAUAGAACCAGAGCUAUUCCUGGAGCUGGAAGAGGAGACGGAGGGCGCCCCGGCUAGCAGCUUGUACUUGGCACCCAACUCCUGCCAGGGCCGCUGCCUGGAGGCCUUCGACAAGCACCACCCAUGCCACUGUAAUGCCCACUGCCCAGAGUUUGGAAACUGCUGCGAGGAUUUUGAGAGCCUGUGUGGCCAUGAGGGCUGCUCCCACAGCAGGGAUGCCAUAAACAAGGAAGUACUGCAGAGUGUCUCUGAGAAGAUCUACAGGGCAGACACCAACAAAGUCCGGAAGGAAGACAUCGUUCUCAACAGCCAAAACUGCAUCUUGCCCUCAGAGACCAGAGACCAAGUAGACCACUGCCCAGAGCCGCUCUUCACAUAUGUCAAUAAGAAGCUCUUCUCUAAGCUGACCUACACCGCCUUCAUCAACCUCCUCAACAACUACCUGCAGGCCACAGGCCGCGGGGAGCACUUCACAGCCCAGGAGCUGGCUGAGCAGGACACCUUCCUCAGAGAGAUCAUGAAGACAGAUGUCAUGAAGGAACUCUAUGGCUUCCUCCACCAGCAGAACCACUACAGCUCGGAACAGGAGUUCGUCAGUGACCUAAAAAAAUGGUUUGGGCUGUAUUCCAGAAGCAAAGAAGAGAGGGACUCAAGUGGCUUUGAGCACGUCUUCUCAGGUGAAGUCAGAAAAGGCAAGGUCACUGGCUUCCAUAACUGGAUCCGUUUCUACAUGCAAGAGAAGGAGGGCCUGGUGGACUAUUACAGUCACAUCUAUGAUGGGCCUUGGGAUUCUUACCCCGACGUGCUGGCCAUGCAGUUCAACUGGGAUGGGUACUACAAGGAAGUGGGCUCAGCUUUCAUUGGCAGCAGCCCUGAGUUUGAGAUGGUGCUCUACUCUCUGUGCUUCAUUGCCAGGCCAGGCAAAGUGUGCCAAUUGAGCCUGGGUGGACAUCCCUUGGCCAUCCAGACCUAUACUUGGAACAAGUCAACCUAUGGAAAUGGCAAGAAGUACAUCGCAACAGCCUAUGUGGUGUCCUCCAUCCAUUAGAGUUUCAAGCCAGAAAGGCAUAUUAGGGCAGUGAGAGGUCUUGUAGGACUGAGAUGCUAUUUUCUCCACACUGGAGGGUAUGGGAUUAGAGGAGACUGGAAGGAAUUCCCUAAUC
This is a messenger RNA of Capra hircus (goat), 1315 nucleotides long. Its product is annotated as poly(U)-specific endoribonuclease-like. Gene Ontology annotation, biological process: immune response. The record is from RefSeq and is a predicted model, not a curated record. NCBI's taxonomy places the organism in Eukaryota, Metazoa, Chordata, Mammalia, Artiodactyla, Bovidae. Gene Ontology annotation, molecular function: polysaccharide binding; RNA endonuclease activity; scavenger receptor activity.